GCGGCGUUACCAUGGCAACCACAGUGAACACAAAACGGUGCGUGGCGCUGCAGCAACAAAACACGACCUCAUAGACACUAAACAUGGAGAAGUACGAGAAGGUUUUGUGUUUGGGCAGAGGAGGAGCAGCAGACGUGUUUCUGAUGAGACACUUGGAGCUGGGCAGCCUGUCGGCUGUGAAGAGGAUCAAAGUGGAGAAGACCGGGGCAGAAAACACACCCAGGGCUGUUCUCCAGGAGGCCCACAUCAUCAGGAGGCUGCAGCACCCAAACAUUGUGCACUGCAGCGAUGCAUUCAUGAACCCUGCAGACGGAUUCAUCUACAUCGUGAUGAGCUACUGCGAUGGAGGAACGCUGGACGACAAGGUGAAAGAGAGGAAACCUCAGGACUUUUUCACAGAGGACACAGUGAUGGGCUGGUUUGUGCAGGUGGCUGUGGCUGUCAGCUACAUACACGAAGCCAGAAUCCUGCACCGGGACAUCAAAACCUCCAAUGUGCUGCUGACCAAGCAAGGCCUGGUGAAGUUGGGAGACUUUGGCAUAUCCAGAGUGAUGACCAACACCACUGACAUGGCAUCCACAUGCGUUGGGACGCCCAGCUACCUCAGUCCUGAGCUCUGUCAGGACGUCCCGUACAGCUGCAAGUCCGACAUCUGGGCCCUCGGGUGUCUCCUGUAUGAGAUCUGUGCUCUCAGGCCUCCUUUUGCAGCCACAAACCUCCUGAGUCUGUUCUACAAGAUCACCAAAGGAGAGUACGAUCCUGUGCCUGACGCAUUCUCACACGAUAUUUCCUGUUUGGUUCACAAAAUGCUCAGCCUCAAUCCAGAAAACAGGCCGAGUGCUGCUUGUAUACUCAGCAGUGCUUAUGUGCAACAUCACCUGGAGGCUAUCCAGGAGAGACAGACAGGUUUUACCCCUGUGGCUGAUGUUAACAACGAAGGAAAAACCACAGAAAUGAAUAAAACACUGGGGUCACAUGUUCUCAGUCAGUUGUGGGAGGAGACAAGUGAUGCAGAGGAGGAAGACGCCGGUGAGCAGAGCAGCUGCUUCUAUCCUGAGGACUUUGAUGAAGAUGGAAGUUCUCAUAACGAACACUCGAGGACCAGGAGCGAUUCAGCCGAGUCUGUCGGUAAUGUAGAAAAAUAUUUCCCGAUGCUUCAGAACAAUUUGAAUAUCCGGAUGACUUUGAGGAAGAUGAGGAAAAAGAAGACCAGGAUGCAGACUUUGUCCAAACUGCAUCUCCUCAGCAGCCACAUGAUGAUACACUGGUGGAGGAAUUUCAGCUGUGCGACGCUGGAGGACUGACCGUCACACUGAAAGCACUGAAGGAAAAGGGCUGAAAACUUCUGCAUCCCUAAAAAAAACUGCAAAUCAGGAUGGACCAGGGUAUUAAAUAAAAGGAUCACAGUGCUCCGAAGUAUUUUUAAAGUGCCAAGGUUGGUUAGGUGUUUCUAAA
Amphiprion ocellaris (clown anemonefish) is the source of this 1455-nucleotide messenger RNA. It is a transcript of the gene nek12, whose product is annotated as NIMA-related kinase 12. Lineage: Eukaryota; Metazoa; Chordata; Actinopteri; Pomacentridae. Gene Ontology annotation, biological process: protein phosphorylation. The record is from RefSeq and is a predicted model, not a curated record. Gene Ontology annotation, molecular function: ATP binding; protein kinase activity. The coding region runs from base 84 to 1304 and encodes 406 amino acids. The transcript is spliced from 2 exons.